GUUUCGAAGUGAAAGUAACAAGAGGAAACGAACGAUUUGUGGCUUGAUUUUCCUUCCAACUCUAUGAUUUAAGGAACAAUUAUUCCGCGCGUUGACUUAUUACGCGCAUUGAUUUUGCGUGGCAUAAGUACUUUGCUUUCAAUGUGUGUUGGAACUGGAAAUGUCCGCAGCUGGUUACGACCAGUCGUCAUUUCUUUGUAUUUUGUGGUUCUAUGUGUUGCACUUCCCCUCACUGUUUGGGAAUUGCACAGAUUCAGAGCUGAAACUCACGUGCAAGCCUGGUUUAUCGCAGGAUGUUUUGUUUUUUUGACAAUUCCCAUCUCCCUCUGGGGAAUUGUCCAGCAUAUGGUAAAUUAUACCAAACCAGAGUUACAGAGACGAAUUGUAAGGUAGGUGGAAAAAGGGGGAAUGUUUACCUUCAGUUUCUUUAAUCAAGAAUCAGCAUCAUACUAAUAUCGUAUACUGUUUUGGGGAAGGUCCAGAGGUCAGUAUUAAGACUUGUGACAACUGCCUUAGGUGGUUUCAUAAUUAAGGGAUGGUGAUGAACACUGAAAGGUCUCCAUGGUGAUCUGUCUUCGCAUGAUGACGACCUCCCUUUGAAAGUUUUGGAGACCUUCCAUAGGAGGUGUGGUGGCUGAACUCAACUGAAAUCAAGGGGUUUUAAAGGGAGCCCUUUGGAUAGAGUACUACCAACAGAGUAAGACCUUUACUGAUGCAAGAAAUGAUUUUUCAAUUUGUUUGUUCACAGAAUUAUUUGGAUGGUUCCAAUUUAUGCAACAGAUAGUGUAAGUAAAAGUUUUAAUUUGCUGUGUAACAUUCAUAAUCUGUGUUAGAAAGUAUAAUAAAGAAAAAAAAGGUUUGACAGGGAACUGAAUCUCAGACCUUCUUAUGUCUGGGUGGAUGCUCUGCCAAUGAGUUCCCAGUGGCAACAUCAUGUCUGGGAUUUUAAAAGUAUAAUAGUUAGUGUUCUCAAUCUUUUAUUUUAGUGGCUAGCUCUUCGUUUUCCAAAGGCAGCUAUAUACCUGGAUUCCCUGCGAGAAUGCUAUGAAGCUUAUGUGAUAUACAAUUUUAUGACAUUCUUGUUGGCAUACCUCAACAUUGAAUAUGACUUUGAAGAGAGACUAUCCCGCAAACCUCAAGUAAAUCAUUUUUUUCCAUGCUGUAUCUUGCCACCAUGGAAGAUGGGCAGGUGAGAAAAAUCUUGGAUUUUUCUUGUGAAACUCAAAUUAUUGAAUGUAACUAUACUUGAAUCCUAUAAAGUGCAUUUUGUUAUUAAUGAUUGCUGGAAAAUAUUUCUAUUCUUAUGAAAAUUGGAUUAUUCAUUUAAUCAAACUCCUGUACCUAACCACAUAGAACACGGAAUCAAAAUUGUUUCUUUGUAUCAUGAGACAGGUCAUGAUAACUUUUUUUAAAUAAACUUGUAGUGAUUGUUGUAUUGACUGAAUACUGCCAGUCUUCUUAAGGUGAUAAGAAAGAUUGGAUAUGCAUCAUCUUAUGAACCAUCAUGCUUUGCUGCAAUUGACUGGUAGAACUGAGCCUGUCAAAGCCUGAAUUUCCUUUGGCUUAUUUUUCUGCACUCUCUUCAGGUACAGUUCACCUGAAAUAACAAGUCAAAUUUUUCUUUUUCCAAGGACAUUGAUUAAUAGGUGUAAACAAGGUGCCUUAUCUUACACAGUUAUUAGAAUCCUGACAACUGCGAUUGCUUUGUAAGUAUCACAACUGACUUGCUAUUGUGUUUGCAAAAGUGUAUUUUGAGUUACAUUCAAACUCACUUUUCCCUUUCAUUUUUUCCUUUUUUUUGGCAGCUGUACAGAAUUAGCUGACAAAUACCAUGAAGGAGAUCUGAGCUUCAAAUCUGCAUGGAGUUAUAUUGUGGUGAUAAACAACUGUUCACAAGUGGUAUGCAUAUAUUUCUGGGAAGACUCUAACUUUGCUUAUUAUACUUAGGCCUGGCCUUAGGCCUGGCCUUGUUUGGCAGUCAAAAAUUGGUGUUUUUUUGUUUUGUUUCAGUGGGCGAUGUAUUGUUUGGUGUUGUUCUACAAAGCAGCUCAUGAUGAGCUGAAGCCUAUAAAACCCUUUGGAAAAUUUUUGUGUAUAAAACUUGUGGUUUUUGCAUCUUUCUGGUGAGUGAUUUUUAACAUGUUACAUCAUAAUUAAGCGAAAAAGUAGCUUUCUCUAUUUACUGGUAUCCAUGCAGGAGACAUCAAGGUUGUAGCUAGAAAUUUCUAAAGGGGGAUCCCAUUGUGUGACACCCAGACUACCUACCCUGUUGUCAUACCAACAUUCAUUUUGUGUUUUACUACAGACAAAAAUUUUCUCCUAGCCUCCCUCACUAAGAAAACAUUUCACGAAGAUAGAUUUAAAAUCACUGUUCCUUUAGACCUUACUAUAAAUUUGCAUUAGAAUUCUACAUUUUGUGUUUUAAAAUUUGUUUUCAUUCUUAGGCAGGGCGUCUUAAUCGCUGUUUUGGUUAAGGUAUGCCUCAAUACAAAUUAAAAUGUUCUUAUUAUUAAUUCAUGAUAUGGUUAGAACAGAAUGCCCCUCAAAAAAAGAAGAUAUUGUUCCUUGCAGAAUUGUCUUUGAGAUGGUAACUGAUCCUCAAAAAAAUUUGAACUAAUCUUGAGAAUGUUUUGUAGGUAAACAAAUGGGUUUGACAUGUCUAUGAGUCUAGUUUAGAAUUAAAUUGCAACAAAGUUUAUCACAAUGGCCAAUCAGAGAAUACUAAAAAUCACAAGGAACUAAUUAUAAAAUUGUUUUUGUAAAUAUUGUCUAUUACACCAAAAUGUGAAAGACCAAAUGAUGAUUGAUUUAUGUCUCGCAUCUGAUUGAUUGGGCAGAUGGCACAAGUUUCCUAUACCAAUCACAGGUCAAUGCAUUAAACCAAUUCAACACCAGAGUGAAAAUUUCCCUAUUGCACUCUGCUGCCUUUUUACCAUCCUACCAAAAAACAGAACCUGUUUUUUCUAUAGGUUGGGGUGAUAUCAGAGAAACACACUUGGGUCUUUUACACUGUGGAGGAUGUUGCCAGCGGCAUUCAGGUAAGGAAGGGUUCAAUAAAUGAAGUAUAAGAGUUAAUGAAUUGCCACUUGGGGAUUAGCGAUAGGGCAUGCGCUACAUGUGCUCUUUCUUGUCAUAAAUAGACUGUUCCUUUGAAAAUUGGAAUCAUAUGACAAGCUGAGUUAUGCACAUAUUUUGAUUGGCUUUUUCACAUGAUCUAUUUGAGGACAUUUGCAUAGACGGCAUCAGUAUUAACAGCAUUUUUUAAAAUUUUAUCAGGAUAUUAAACCAAAGAGAUUCCAUGUUGCCAUGGGUCUGUAACAAAAUAGAUCACAGAAGUUAUCAAAAAGGGUUAGAACAUAAGUGAAACACUUGGCUGCACCUUGUGUGCCUGUUUUUUGUUCUUUCCACAUUUUGACAUCACCUGUGAUAUAUUUCUGAACAAACACACAGUAAAAUUGAAUCUGUGGAAGCUUAGUCUCUAUGAAUCUAUGAUUAGUCUUCCCUUAAAAAAGCUUUUGUUGAAGGACCAAAUUCAACCAAUUGACAAGUGUAUUAUGAUGGUGUUCACAACAUGGAUUCCCUCUUAUGAAACCAAUCUUUGAUUGUCCCUGCUACUUAUCCCCUUUCUCUUGAAGAGAUGGUACAUCCUAAUGGUACAUCAUAAUCCUUGGCUGUGGCCCAGCUGGUUAAACCCUGACACAUCAAAAUAGCAAGCAGGAGUUUACAGACCAAAAUCAUAAGUGACUUAAAAGAACUUCAGAUCAAUAUCAGUAUCUGGGCAACUGCCCACCUACCCCUCCCCUAACCCAACAUUAACCCCAACUUGUUAUCAAUUGACUAUUGUUGAGGUUGGGGAGGGGUAGGUGGGCAGUUGCCCAGAUACCGAUAUUGAUCCAGAACUUCUGUAGCACCCAGGAUACUUCUACCUGGUUAAGUCCUGCUUUGAAAUCCAAAGACUGGUUCCUCUGAACAUGUUAUUAGCCACUACUAUCAGUUCCUUCCUUUUUCUGCUUUUAGACUCCUAACAUCAUAAAACUAACUUAUCCUAACCGAAUACCCCAAAUUUAUUACUUGGCUAACACUGAGAAUUAUGCAUUAUCUCCUAAUAAUGAAAAUUUUGCAGGCAGUUUGAAGACAAAAAUUUUUUAACCUAAUUAGGCAAUCACGUAAGCUACCUUACAGAUGCAAACUCCCUUUUUACUUUUGUUUUUAUAUAGGAUUUUAUAAUUUGCGUUGAGAUGUUUAUAUUUGCCAUCGCACAUUAUUACACCUUCUCUCACAAACCGUACGUGGAUCCAAAUUCACCCCCUCCCCCGUGCUGUUCGUCGUUUGUCUCUAUGUGGGACGUGACAGACGUUCGUGACGACCUCGUGCUGCAAGUGCAGAGCGUGGAGAGCACCGUGAGAGGUGCAGUCGACGUCGUGCGGAACAAACGUGGUCAAAACGCAACGAAGGGAAAGGGUAACAGUACCGAGGCAACGCCCUUGUUGACAAGACAGACCUCUGUGGAUUCAUCGUCUGAUGAAGCGCCCGUCAUUCCUUGAAAACUGCACGUUUCGAACGCUCGAUCAUGGCAAUUAAAGUAACUUAAUGUGUCAAGACUAACAAUGCGUCUCUCAGGUCGCGUUUAUACUAAUUUAAACGAAUUCGAAAAGGGAC
Pocillopora meandrina is the source of this 4659-nucleotide messenger RNA. Lineage: Eukaryota; Metazoa; Cnidaria; Anthozoa; Scleractinia; Pocilloporidae. The record is from the annotation of a GenBank genome assembly.